Molecule: messenger RNA, 1797 nt
Organism: Etheostoma cragini (Arkansas darter)
Lineage: Eukaryota; Metazoa; Chordata; Actinopteri; Perciformes; Percidae
Gene: gdf6a
Product: growth differentiation factor 6a
Exons: 2
Coding region: 191-949 (252 amino acids)
Biological process (GO): SMAD protein signal transduction; BMP signaling pathway
Cellular component (GO): extracellular region
Molecular function (GO): cytokine activity; growth factor activity
Source: RefSeq, a predicted model, not a curated record
CCAGCAGUCUCCUCUCUUGUGUGUAGUCCAGAGCGCAAAACGCACUUCUUCUGGUGCGACCGGAGGGCGCAAAAGUAGCAGCUCUCCGACACUGACGCGCACACCAUCUCCCACUCCGGCGGCCCUGAAUCCCACUUCUCUGAGCGGGAAAGAAAGAGUUCCUCACUAACUCCCGGUGACUCUUCCAGCCAUGGACGCAUCUCGACUCGUAACGCUUUAUCUGGGCAUGCUCCUUCUUUUCCUUGGGAAUAUACCGUGUUUCCAGUCUGCUGCUAUCAUCUCUCCCUCUGCGCCGAGAAGAAACAGGGGGGCCCGGAUCUCUCAUCCGGACGGACAAAGGUCAUCCAAAAUCCUAAAAGACAUCUUCGCGUCCACGCACCCUAUCGUGGGCCAUCACAAAGAAGACAUAAAGGACUCUAUUGUGCCGCAUGAAUACAUGCUCUCCAUAUACAGGACAUACUCGGCUGCAGAGAAGCUCGGACUAAACGCCAGCUUUUUCCGCUCCUCUAAAUCUGCCAACACCAUAACAAGUUUUGUGGACAGAGGAACAGGGGUUAGAGGAGAGGGGCCCCGGCGGCGGAGGAGGACGGCGCUGAGCAACCGGCACGGGAAGAGGCAUGGGAAGAAAUCCAAAUCCAGGUGCAGCAAAAAGGCGCUGCACGUGAAUUUCAAAGAGCUGGGCUGGGACGACUGGAUCAUCGCGCCUCUGGACUACGAGGCGUACCACUGCGAGGGGGUGUGCGACUUCCCCCUGCGGUCGCACCUCGAGCCGACCAACCACGCCAUCAUACAGACGCUCAUGAACUCCAUGGACCCCAACAGUACCCCGCCCAGCUGCUGCGUCCCCACCAAGCUCAGCCCCAUCAGCAUCCUGUACAUAGACUCGGGCAACAACGUGGUGUACAAACAGUACGAGGACAUGGUGGUGGAGCAGUGUGGGUGCAGGUAGCGCUCCUUACAUAAUAUGCAUUAAAAAAACAACAACAAACUUUAAAAGACAGAGAAAUCAAAGUUAAGUCUUGAUGGGUCCCAGGUUGAAGAUACGAAACCCUCACAGGUCUGACAUGCCUUGACGCAUGACUUGUCUUUAUUGAAAAGGGAUGCACACCAUGGCGCUAUUUAUUCAGACUCAGUACAGUCCCGAUAAGUCCCCUCUCUGCCUCAACGCGUUACGCCUUGAUCCCCAACCAACAAGUCCUCACUCAUCAGACAGGCUUCUGUUUCCCAGUGAGUGAGGCGGGUCCAUUAUGGCACAAGGGCUGGGUACGAGGCGAGAUGCACGGGGCCUAUUGAGCGCGAUUGUGCACCUGUUCGUGCCGAGGCCAGAGGACAGUGGGCUUCGGCUGUCAGCGCCUCAUUGUUGCAGCUCUGCCGUGUGAUCCUGCCUGCCAGGCCGGACUCUUUUGGGUAUGUGCAUCCAGGCCGUAAUUGCCACUGUCCAGCUGGAGUCAUUACAGGCCCGAGCAAGUGCCUGUUCUCCAAAUAAAGGGGGCGAAUGUCGAAUCUACCACACACACACACACACACACACACACACACACACACACACACACACACACACACACACACACACACACACACACACACACACACACACACACACACACACACACACACACACACACACACACACUGGUCUGAGGAGAGGAGAUAAGAUGGUGAUGGGAAUGCCUUCAAGAGAUUUUUUGCCUUACUGGAGAGCAUUUGAGAGGCGUCGUGCGCCUUUGUGGACAGAAAGGACACAACACCAGGCUCGUGCCUAUCUGGGGCCCUGUUUGUAAAAAAACAACAAAAAAA